CAUCGUCUUGCCUUGACGACGCGCAAAAACUUGUGCCUUGAUUUAUUCCACAUUUUCAUGAAUUAAAAUCGUAAUCAUAAUGCAGCGAGAGGAAAAGCAGCAAGAUGCGGUGCUGGAAGCAGUCAUUAGUCGAGUCAACGACCUCAAAACGUCAAUUGGGGCAAUGAUCUUCAAGGUCGAAAAUGAAUACGAAACGCUCAACUGGCCAAAUUUCCUCGAUAAUUUCGCUCUUAUUUCAGGACAGCUAACGUCCCUGACGAAAAUCCUGAGCAACGAAAAAGCUCCAGCAUUGAGAAACUUCACCGUUCUUCCCUUGAUGCUCAAGCCCGACUUGGACGAGAACUUGGCCAGAGUCACCGAGGGCCGUCUGACCACUUUUUCGCACGAUAUUGUACCAGACUACUUGAGAACAAAGCCGGAACCUGAUGCAGAAAUGAAGAUGGUGCAGCUGGAGCACAAAGCAAACUGCGUCACCUACGAAACUACACAGAAACAAGUCGCUACCAUGAACAAAGUGGUUGGACACGUGUGGGACUUGGUCAACAAGGCCCGAGAGGAAUGGGAGAGUGAGGCCGGCUCUCGAUCCGGAGCAGCGCAGACGUUCUCGCUCACGGACACGCCUCUCUUAGUUGCAGCCAUCAGCAUGGGCAAGGGUCUCAAACACACCGUUACUCCAGGGGCGAUGAUGGGUGGCCCCCCACCAGGCCCGCAAAGGGGUCCCGGGGCGCUGGGCCCGCCACAAGGGCCGCCAGGAGGCAUCCCAGGCCAAAUGGGACCAAUGGGCAAGGCGCCAAGUGCAAUCAAAACGAACAUCAAGGCUGCCGGUCAGAUGCAUCCCUACAGAUAAAGACAGUGUGUGCGUUCUCUGGAGACUAUUUAUUUGUGACCACUACAUAAAAUAUUGCGAUCUGUAAAUAAACCACAUAAGAACACUUGAAUACAUA
Cloeon dipterum is the source of this 944-nucleotide messenger RNA. It is a transcript of the gene MED8, whose product is annotated as mediator complex subunit 8. Gene Ontology annotation, biological process: regulation of transcription by RNA polymerase II. Gene Ontology annotation, molecular function: RNA polymerase II cis-regulatory region sequence-specific DNA binding; transcription coregulator activity. The record is from RefSeq and is a predicted model, not a curated record. Lineage: Eukaryota; Metazoa; Arthropoda; Insecta; Ephemeroptera; Baetidae. Gene Ontology annotation, cellular component: core mediator complex; mediator complex. The transcript has 4 exons. Bases 80 to 847 code for a protein of 255 amino acids.